ACUCAGGUUCAGCCCUACUUACAUCAUUACUUACGGCGAACGCACGUCGGACAAACAAAUCAAAAUAACGCGUCUUUGCACCAGAACAUUCAUGUCUCUCAACGACAUCUGGGACGCGCCAAUUUCCCCCAUUCGCGCUACUACGCCGCAUUUUGAUACAACCAGCUCACAGAAGCGCCACAGAGAGACUUUAUUUCUUUCUGACUCAGAUAACGAGGACGAGCAACCGGCGCCCAAGAGACCUACUAGCUCCGCACCGAGACCAGACGUAGACGCGCUCUUCGCCGACAUCGAUAAUGAUGGACCAGAGGAAGAGGAUGACUUGAGAUAUAAGCCCCUUGCUCCUGCCCUUGACCUUGAGGCGCUUCGCAAACAGGCCGCGGCAAAGCACGCGUUGACACCCCAUCAAAUUUUGCCUAGUAGUUCUCCGCCGAGAGAUGUAGGUCAUGGUGAAGACGACGAGGUGGACAAGGAUAGCAAGGGGAAAGGGAAAGGAGAAGGAAAAGAGAGAAAGAAGGUUGCAUUACUUGAUGAAACAAGUUUGAUAGGAGCAACGGGGUUUCCACAACUCAUUCAGAAUAUCAAGGAUUUUAAGGUCAAAGGGAAAGGUCAUGAGCUUUCAGACCUCCAUCGGAUUCUCCAAGUAUACCAGUUUUGGUCUCAUAGAUUGUACCCCAAGACUCCGUUCAAGGACACCGUUGAGCGUGUUGAGAAGUUAUGUCACUCAAAACGAAUGCAGGUCCGGUUAAGCGUAUGGCGCGAUGAGGCGAAAGGCCUUGUCAAACCAGGAGAGAACGACGACGACGACGUUAUUGAUCUCACCGAUCCAAAUAUUGAGAGUACCAAGAAUGACGAUUCGUCCUCUUCGCGUGCCCCGUCUCUUCCGCCCUCGUCGUCAGAGGCUGAAGAUGACGAUUUCGAUAUCGAUGCUGUCGUUCGAGAAGAGGAGAUACGCCUUGCUGCGUUCAGAGCACAGCAUUCGGUUUCCCCCGCACCUCCCGCACCAAAAGCCAAAUAUAAAAUUUUGCCACCCGAAGUUGCAGAUGGGAUGGACAUUGACGAAGAGGUGAUGUGGAAUGACCUCGAGAUAUUCGAUGACCCAAUCUCCAACCCCGCUCCGCUACCUCCGAAGAGCAAUAAACCAAGCCUCUUAGCCGACGACCAGGAUGAAGAGAUGUGGGAUAUGGUAAGGGAACUGGAGAGAGAAGAGUAUACAGCAUCAAAGCAACUUCCUGUGUCAUCCGUGUUGAGCACGCCUUCGGCAGAGACGGCCAACACGUCUCUCGGGACGAAUGACGAAGACUUUGAUGAUAUAUAUGCGUAGGUUCAGAUGGUACGUACGCAAACGAAUGCCAUAUUAUGAUCUUGUCGUUUGGAUACAAUAACCGAACUUCUUUGUUCUUCACGUCCGUCUUCUGAUUCCAACCAAUGAAGCCUCGGAUAUAUGAGCACUGAGGACGGCGGCGGCGAGGG
Suillus clintonianus is the source of this 1473-nucleotide messenger RNA. RefSeq names its product replication fork protection component Swi3-domain-containing protein. The coding region runs from base 92 to 1324 and encodes 410 amino acids. Lineage: Eukaryota; Fungi; Basidiomycota; Agaricomycetes; Boletales; Suillaceae. Gene Ontology annotation, biological process: replication fork processing; DNA replication checkpoint signaling; DNA damage response. The transcript is spliced from 3 exons. Gene Ontology annotation, cellular component: nucleus; replication fork protection complex. Gene Ontology annotation, molecular function: DNA binding. The record is from RefSeq and is a predicted model, not a curated record.